Messenger RNA from Alternaria burnsii, 2961 nucleotides. RefSeq lists its product as uncharacterized. The record is from RefSeq and is a predicted model, not a curated record. Bases 1 to 2961 code for a protein of 986 amino acids. The transcript has 9 exons. NCBI's taxonomy places the organism in Eukaryota, Fungi, Ascomycota, Dothideomycetes, Pleosporales, Pleosporaceae.
AUGUGCCCCCAACCAUUAUCGAUACCGGUCACGAACCUAGGUUGCCUGGCUGCAGCAAGUACACGGUCAAGGAGGCCAGCAAUAGCGUUUCUCUAUAAUAGCAGACAGCCUGCUCGUUCCCAAGGGCAUCACCUACAAGGCUAUCCUGCCUCACUUAACACACUUGCAGCGACAAUGGCAACCGACAUGCUCCAAGCUGAGCCUUUUCAGGCCGCCGAGGAUCAACACUUGGACUCAGCGCCCCAAGUUCAAACUCCUCUGACCAAGUCUGGAGUGGGACAUAUCACAAACCCGGAAGCGGCAGAGGCGCGCUUCAGAAAGGGCGACCUGGUGCGCAAGAAGGCAUCGGCGUCCACUGGUGCUCAAACCAAGGCUGCCUACUCGAUUUAUGCGAGUAGGAACAGCCCGCAUGGGUGGGUCGAGUAUCAGCUCAAAGACUUCUAUACGCACAAAGUAGACGAAACCGAAAACAAGCGGCCUGGAGUCUUAAAACGCGUCACAGGUUCAUUUCGCUCAGAGCCAGACCCCAUAUUCGUGACUGAAACUAACACCCGAACACUGGAAGGAACACCCAACGGCUUCCCAAGGCUUGCAGCGUUUCAGGCUAGUGAUACAAACUUCGCACUUUAUCGAUCCUUCAGUUACUUACACUCACGAGUCCUGCUUGAUCUACAGGAUGAGAUUACUUCCUUAGAAGCAGAGCUUGAUGAAAUCGACUUGGAGGACUCUUUCGAAGACCAGCGUCGUCUGAUGUCAAGAGACUACGAUGCUAGCCAACCUCAUGAUGAAGGAGCGCCUCGGAGCCGCCGAGUCGUACUUCGCGAAAUUAAAAUCAAGCUAUUAGAAUAUGAUGAGGUGCUUAUGAAAGCAAGAGACCUUCAGUCUUUUCAAAAGCCGUCAGACCGAAACUAUCGCAGCUUACGACGCUACUGCUACAAGAAGAAGCCUCUUUUGGAUGAAGGGCUUGAAUCCAUUCGUACUAAAGAGGACAUGGUUACCAUUCACAACGGCCGCGAGUGGGCAACCUUUGAUGGCGGUGUUGAAACCGUCAUAGGACAAACAGACAAGUUCCUUCAGAAGGUAUUCCGAACGAAAACACCUCCACUACAGAAGUACUUUCGGACCCCGGAAGCACAAGAGAAGACCACCGAUCCCGACAUCUCAUACUACAGCAGCUCGCGCAUUGACAAGCUGGUCAACAUCCUAAUAACCUUCAUCAUAUUCUGUCUGCUCGUGAUACCAGUCAUCACCAUGUACCAGUUGACGAACACGGCUGCGCACAUUGAGAUUGACCCUUCGGGUAACUCGACCACGACGAGCACCAUCGAUACUAACAAGCGAGACACUUUCAAUGCGGUGGCCUCCAAAUCUUUCACAAUGUCGUCCUUGACCAGCGUCUCCACCGCACAACCAGGCGUCUUUUCUCAAGUACCCGCAGACAUCGUCGUACCACUCCAUAGCCGUGAUGACACGAAUCAGAACAGAAAUAUCUCCAUUGAGUUCACCAUGCGUUUUGACGACGUCCUUGAUUCACAGAAGCUAGUCGACUCGCUGUGGAAACUGCUCGAGAAACCUGGCUGGAACAAAGUAGGAGCGCGGUUGCGCCUCAGCACAACAAAUGGUAGACUCGAAUACCAUAUACCAUCACAUUACACCAAGGAACGUCCACCGGUCAACUUUACUCAGAAGACAUACGACAUGAGGUUUGAGGAGCAUCCCAUCGGCCGCAAAUUUCCGGUGGUAGAUGAACACAACGACAGUGUCCAAUCCUUUGACGUACUAGACUCCCUUCGUGAGAUUACGCAGACAGAAAACAGCACUACGGUCCUCGACGACUGGAUCCAUACAGAUAAAGCACAGCUCGGCUUGCACGUUGUGAGCUUCAAGGAUACUACGCUUGUCACCCUCACUUGGUUGCACACGCUUCUUGACGCGAUGGGGCGACAAGCGCUCCUAAAGGCGUGGCAGGCGGUCCUGGAGGGCAGGGAUGACGAUGUGCCAGAGUUCUGGGGGUUUGAUUUCGACCCACUGGCACAGCUUGGAGCGCCUCUCGACGAAGACAGAACAACAGUGGAGGAUAAGAGCACUCCUGAUGUGAAAGUGCGAGAAAAGAAACAAGAAUCCCCAUCUCCAGCCUCUGAAACAAAAAAAGCACCAACCGGCCGAAUGCUCUACGUGCCCGCAUCUUACAUGGCUCGCUUGCGUACCAAAGCAAUGAACGAUCUCACCUCCCUCGAUGCCUCACAAAUUACUUAUAACACUUCAAACUCCUCCGAGCCCAAACCCUUCCUUUCCGACGGUGAUAUCUUUUCCGCGUGGUUAGUCAAACACCUCGUAUCCGCCGAUGCCACGCUUCUUAAGUCCCCGCCCGUUCGACCAGUCAUAUUCGUCAAUGUAUUGGGAAUGCGAGACGUGCUGUCGACAUCUUCAACCAAGUACAAAGUCUUGAUCCCAAGAGGAACAGCGUUCAUCGGGAACGCGGCAACUGGCAUCGUCUCUCCGUUCAGUCUAAAGCAAUUCCUGGACAUGCCACUAGGCCAUAUUGCUGCUCGUAUACGUAAAGACCUAGUUGAGCAAGGGAACAGGGAGGCUGUCGAAGCUUCUCAGCGUGCGAGCCGUAUCGAACAACAGACUAACAUGGCACCACCGGAUGCGCAAAUGGCGCCAGCAGUGUUCGUAGUCUCUAAUUGGGCAAAGGCCAAGUUGUUUGAAGUCAAUUUCAGCGCUGCAGUUGUUUCUCGUACCGACAACCAGGGCGGGCCUGUCGGUAAGUCUACUACUGGCAAGCCCACAUAUAUUCAUGUGUACGGCACCGACAAACGGGCAAGUGGUUCAGGUGUAGGCCCAGGUGGUAUUGGAAAUUGUGUAGGUAAGGAUGCGAGGGGAGGAUAUUGGCUUGGAGGAAUCUGUUCUGGAGGGUGGGCGGAGAGGUUUGAGAAGGCUGUGUUGAGCGAUGCAUAG